AUUAACCAAAACGUCAUGGCAAUGAUCCUUUCAUGCCAAAAGAGAGUACAUGCUAGAAGGUUCAAGUCUUUAUUUUCAAAAAAAGAAGAAGAAGAAGAAGAAGGUUCAAGUCUAAGAUACCAAACCAUUCUCUUCUGAUAUGUUACAUUGUACCGGUGCAUCUCAAUUUUUGGAAACUGCGCUGAGACUAAAUUUUUGAGCAACAAAUGCACAACAAAGCUGUUCCCUAAACAGAGAGGAAACCAUCUCACGUCUUUAAUCAUGAUAACACACAACUGAUAUAAGAGAUCUCAACAAACUAGCGUGCCUUCCAUUUUUGAAGUAGGUGAUCAUGGAUCUCACCCUUCUUAAUCUUCUGCAGGCACUGCUUCAGCUUCGACAGCGUUGAUGAGCUCAACUUGAUACCCCGAUCAAUCAUGUCUUCAGCAUACUUGCAUGCCUCGGGCAGCCUGUCAUCCCUCAGCUUUGAUACAAGCAUGUUCCCACUCUCUUCCAAUGGUGGCAGGCCAUUCUCCACCAUGCAGUUCCAGACCUUGAUCCCCAUCUCCCAAUCAUGUGUAUCCAAGAACAUGCGAAGUGCAAGCGAGCAAUUCUCCUCAUUUGGCCAAAGCUCAUUCUUGACCAUCUCGCUAAAGAUCGCUGCUGCCUCCCGGAGCUUCCUCGCCUUGAGCAAAAAUUUGAGGACCAAAUUAUAUGUUCCGGCAUCAGGGAACACUCCAUUGAAGACCAUGUCAUCGAGAUACUCCACUAUCACCUCAGCAUGCCCAAGACUGCCCUGCAGCAUGAUCAUUGUGUUGUACAUUUCCAUGUCCGGGACGAGCCCCCGAUGUCCAACAAACUCAUUCCAAAGCUCCAUUGCACCAUGCAAUUUGCGUGCCUCAAGGUGUGCAGCAAGAGCAGCACGGAAGAACUUCUCUCCUGGCGAGCAACUAUGCUUACUUAAGACUCGCAGAUACUCGAUCGCUUCCGGUAUCGCCGUGGAGGAGUCACUUGAAACAAGUGUAGUGAGGAAGGAAUCAUAGGCAGGCACGUUGUCAGGAUCAAAGCCGACGGCGCGCAACAUUUCAUCGAACACCACGCGCGCAACCCGCGGAUCCCCUGCAGCCUCGCAGCCCUCGAGGAGGAUGGCGUAGGAGUCGGCGUCAGGCCGCGUGCCGGCCUCGGCGCGAGCCACGACGAUCGCAGCGCGGGCGUCGCCGACGCGGUUGGCGCGGCAAAGGGCGGAGAGGAGCGAAUUGAGCGCCGGCGUGUCGCGGGUCAUUCCGUAGCGCGACAUGUCCAUGAACGCCUUGAGCGGGUUGCCACUGGGGCUCGCCGCCAGGGAGGAGAACACGGAGGCGAAGGUGGCCAGCGAGAGCAGGCGCUGGGAGUGCAUGGACCUGACGGUUUCCCACAUGGGCUCGAAGAGGCGGUUUUUGCCGAGGAUGUCGACGACGAGGUUCCACGAGUAGGGGGAGUGCUCGUGGCCGAGGUGCCGGUGUCCCGCCCAGCGGAAGAAGGCGACGGCGGCGCGCGGGUGCGCGUAGGAGAAGCGAAGCACCUGCUCGACGUCGUCGGUGGUGACGCUGAUGCCUUCGUGGUCGAGCGCGGCGUCCACGUCGGGGGCGGAUUCCCCUUUGGUCAGGGCCUCGCAGAGGAUGCGGAUCUUGGGCCGCAAGUCGGGGGCGUCCGUGUACGUGGGGAACGCCGGUGCGGACGGGUCGCGGGCGCGCUUCGCCGCCGGCGAUGCCGCCGCGUCGCCCGGCCGCUUCGCUCGGUGGUCGGACAUCGCGGCAGGGACUCGGUGGUGGAUGGAUCGGGGGGAUUUUUUUUUUCUUGCUGUGUUUAUGUCCUAAGCCCUAUCCGCCUAAGGCUAAUCUUUAUAAACAGCUGCAGCGGAAGAGGUCAAGGCCAAGCUCUGCAACCUCCGAAAUCCCAACCAGGCCGCUGAGGCCAGCCGCGGAGACGGCGGAUGGCGCCAUCGUUGGUCGUCUCGGCGAGGCAUACCCACGCCGCGACCCACCGGAGAGGCCGCAGGCGGCGUAUGGUGGUGGCCAGUUCCGGCGGCGCCCCGCCACCGAAGCUGGUGACUUUCCUCGGUAAGGGCGGCUCCGGCAAGACCACCGCGGCCGCGGUCGCUGCUCAGUAUUAUGCAAGCGAAGGCUUCAAGACAUGCCUGGUUACACAGUCCCAGGAUCCUACCGCAGAGCAAUUGAUGGGCUGUAAGAUUGGGAACUCACUGACUGAGUGCGCGGUCAAUCUCUCAACCAUAAAGCUAGAGACUAGUAAGAUGCUGCUUGAACCCCUUGACCGGUUGAAGAAGGUAGAUGCCCAGGUCAAUUUUACUCAAGGAGUCCUUGAAGGGAUUGUAGGAGAGGAGCUUGGAGUUUUACCUGGAAUGGAUUCGAUCUGUUCAGUCUUAGCUCUUCAGAAGCUCCUUAACUUCUUUUCAGCUGGAAGGAGUGGCUCACAACCAGAAUUUGAUGUGGUAGUAUAUGAUUGCAACAAUACAGAGGAAAUUCUACGGCUUAUAGGUGCUACUGACAGAGCAAGGUCUUACUUGAGGUAUGUGAGGGACCUAGCUGAGAAGACUGACAUUGGAAGGCUGGCUUCUCCUUCAUUACUAAAACUAAUAUAUGAUGCUGCAAGGCCAAAUGGUAAAACUAGUGAGGGGAGACUGAGUACAGAAAUAUGGAAUGAAAUCGAACAACUUCUUGAGAGAGUCUCGGUUUGGUUUGCCAAUCCUUCAAACCUUGCGUGCUUCCUUAUCAUGGAUCCUAGGAGAUCAAUAUCUGUAUCCUCUGCAUUAAGAUAUUGGGGUUGUACCACUCAAGCUGGCGGUCAAAUAUGUGGGGCGUUUGGUUAUACUGAAGACCCUUCUGAAAUGCACCAAGAAGUUGCACAAAAGUUCAUGCCGUUGUCUUUCUCGCUUCUUCCAUUUCUCUCAAAUGAUUCUUCUGCAGAUUGGAGCAGAGCACUAAGCUUAUUGAGCCAAAACACAAAGGAACAAUUGAGGAAUACAUCUAUUCAUGUGUAUCCUUCAGUUAGUUUUGAUUCUGUUCAGAAAUCGGUAACCCUUUUCAUGCCAGGCUUUGAUAAGUCUGAAAUCAAGCUAUAUCAAUAUAGAGGCGGAUCCGAGCUGUUGAUCGAAGCCGGAGACCAGAGGCGUGUCAUAAAAUUGCCACCAGCGAUGCAGGGGAAGGUCGGAGGUGCCAAGUUUGUUGACAGGAACCUGAUUGUCAGCAUCUGGUAGAAGGGUCACCGGCACUGGCUGGGAUUUGUGUCCCCCACUUCAGAUCGGCAGUUACUGUGAGAAGUAGAUCAGAUACGCGUGUCGGUUGUAGUCUGAAUUUCGUGGUGUUCCAUCGUUGUAGGCAAAGUUUUUUUAAAAAAAGACCUCAUAAGCAAAGUGAAACUGCACUGUUCUACUCUUUCUGAAAAUGAGGCACGCGAUACUCGAAUAA
Messenger RNA from Panicum virgatum (switchgrass), 3443 nucleotides. RefSeq lists its product as uncharacterized. The transcript has 7 exons. The record is from RefSeq and is a predicted model, not a curated record. NCBI's taxonomy places the organism in Eukaryota, Viridiplantae, Streptophyta, Magnoliopsida, Poales, Poaceae. The coding region runs from base 1952 to 3232 and encodes 426 amino acids.